Cornus florida is the source of this 814-nucleotide messenger RNA. Its product is annotated as dirigent protein 23-like. The transcript has a single exon. Bases 22 to 627 code for a protein of 201 amino acids. The record is from RefSeq and is a predicted model, not a curated record. NCBI's taxonomy places the organism in Eukaryota, Viridiplantae, Streptophyta, Magnoliopsida, Cornales, Cornaceae.
UGUAAAACAGUCUUCACUCACAUGUACACACGUACACGCACUAAGAGAGAGAUGGGGAAGCUACCUAUGAUUUUGAUGGUGUUCUCAGUGGUGAUAGCCAUAUUGCCGGUAGCUCAGGGCAUUGCUGAAGACCCUGAAGCAGUGGAAGCGUGGUUCGAAAAACUAGGCCAAGCCAAGGAAAAUGUCACAAAGCUUCACUUCUAUUUUCAUGACAUAGUCACAGGCAAGAACCCAACUGCUAUUCAGGUGGCCCAAUCCAACCUAACUGCUAAGUCACCCACUUUAUUCGGCCUAGUUCGGAUGUUUGACAAUAUAUUGACGGAAGGACCCGAACCCACUUCCCAGACGGUGGGUCGAGCCCAGGGGUUCUAUGGUUCAGCCGGAUUGGAGGAAUUGAGUAUGCUCAUGACCAUGAACUUGGUGUUCACGCAGGGAAAUUACAAUGGCAGCACCCUGAGUUUUCUGGCCCGGAACCCCGCAUUGAAUCCGCACCGUGAGAUGCCCGUCGUUGGUGGGUCCGGUGUUUUCCGACUGGCGCGUGGAAUCGCUACGGCAACCACAUAUUCUAUGGAUUUUACGACCGGAAAUGCAAUUGUUGAGUACAAUGUCAUGGUCAUGCAUUAUUGAGUUUUUGUCAAAUAGUUGCUACGUAUUUCUUUUCUUUGGAAUUUGGCAAGUCUAGUUUGUACUGCUAUGAAAUGCUAUAUUGUCACUGUUAGACUUUGUCAAUUUUCUUUUGGAGUUUGGUUACCUAAUUUUUUAUUUUCAAUUCUCAUUGAUAUCAGAAAGAUUCCUUCACAUUCACAUGCAAUAA